Molecule: messenger RNA, 1683 nt
Organism: Cantharellus anzutake
Lineage: Eukaryota; Fungi; Basidiomycota; Agaricomycetes; Cantharellales; Hydnaceae
Product: DNA glycosylase
Exons: 11
Coding region: 153-1550 (465 amino acids)
Biological process (GO): base-excision repair; base-excision repair, AP site formation; DNA alkylation repair
Cellular component (GO): protein-DNA complex; nucleus
Molecular function (GO): DNA-3-methyladenine glycosylase activity; DNA-7-methylguanine glycosylase activity; alkylated DNA binding
Source: RefSeq, a predicted model, not a curated record
CCGGGUGGGCCAAACGAAUCUCCUGCUGUCAUAAGAGUAUCAGGUGUUGCUGCUGGUUCAGUUGCUGCCAUGUUAUAGAAUUCGUGACGCGUUCGUGUUGUUGUGCAAUAUUGACGUGGAGGGUCCCAAGUGUGUGAACCUGGCGGUGCCGAAUGUGGAGGGCUUGCUUCCUGGUGCUUGGACACUUUGAGAAAAGUCGACCUUCGUUCACCAUCAGAAUGCCGACGACUCGUUCUUCAUCUCGCUCCGUACCUUCGAUGCGUGAUAAUGCCGCUCCUACUCCACGUAGAAAGCGAAAGAUCACCGAGAUCCCGAAUGACUCAAAUCAGAGCAUGAGUGAGGAGGUUGCAAAGCCUGCACGCACAAAGCGAGCGAGGUCAGGGAAUGAGACCCAUGGUGCAUAUAAAAUUGGGGAAUCCUCACCAGAGACGUCUAAAUCACCGCAAAAGAAGCCUUCUUCGCCUCGAAAAAGAUCCGGAGCAAAGCCAGUCGAAGAUGAGUCUGUAUUCCCCAAGCCGUUUGUGCCAAAAUAUUUUUUGGAUCUCGACCCAAACACAACCGUUAUACCUGCGCGCCUGUCGUUUGAUUUUGAGGAAGCGAAGGCCCAUUUGAUCGCGGCUGACGUCCGCUUUGAAGAGGUGUUCAGAAAACUGAAGUGUAGGCCAUUCGAGAAUCCCGAGCCUGUUAACCCCUUUAGGACGCUGGUUGUUUCUAUUCUUGGUCAACAGAUCUCGUGGCUCGCCGCCCGAUCCAUCACGCACAAGUUCCUACGACUUUAUGACUCCUCAUUACCUGAAAAGCCUCCUGCUCAUGGAGAAAAGCCACAUACCUUCUUCCCUACUCCUGGGGAAGUGGCUACUACGGAUAUCACUAUCCUCCGCAGUGCUGGUCUUAGUCAACGGAAAGCAGAAUAUGUUAUCGAUUUGGCAACCCACUUCGUUGACGGAAGGCUUUCAGCUGUACGGCUUGCUCAAGCCGACGACGAGGUCAUGGAACAAGAUUUAAUAUCAGUGAGAGGGAUAGGCAAAUGGACCGUUCAAAUGUUCGCCAUGUUCUCACUGCGGAGACCGGAUGUACUGGCAGUCGGAGACUUGGGUCUUCAAAAGGGCAUCCUACGUUGGGUGCUCUCAAGUUAUACCGGAGGCUCCCUAACCAUCCAGCCAACAAAACUGCCCAAAGCGCCCGAUGACCAGGAUGAUCCUUCACCGCAAUCUCAAUCUGGAGACAUGUCCACAACGGAUGAUGCCCAGCAAAGUGUAGUCCCAGACGACGCGCCUGCGCUCCCGCCAGUUUCAACGGGAGUUGCUGAGCCCAUUCCUCCACCGAGUCCCAUCAAGGGACGUCGUCCAGCCGAGGGAGAAGAGGGUAGGAAGGAUGUUGAGUUACCGCCCGGCGUGACGCUUGACGAAGUCAAGCGACGACUAAAUGGGAAAAAACCAAAUAAAAAUUACUAUGUUAGUCCGGAGGAGUUUGAGUUCCUCACGAAAGACUGGGCACCAUAUCGUUCACUAGGAUGCUACUAUCUUUGGGCCCUUGGCGAAGACACCUGAGGGACACUUAUAUAGAGGGCCCCCCACCUAGAGGUCCUCUCAAUUCGAAUCUUAGAUGUCAUAGAAUAACAUUCCUCCAUGACGAAUGGAAUCUAUCUGCAGUUCAUAAAUGUACCAUAUUUCGUGAAGGGCA